UGCUCCCGGCACAUAACGGCCCCCGGAAGAGCCUGCGCUGUCCGCGCUCGGUAGGACCGGCUCCGGUAAAGACGCCCCCUCCUCCGGUAGAUGAAUUUGUCGCCCUCCGGUAGCGGUGUAGUCAGCCCCGGGUGUGGCCCCGGAAGUCGGCUCCUCCCAUCAUGGCGGCGGAGUCGGACGGUACCCGGGUGGCUCCCCGGUGCCCCCGCUACUCUCUCCGGGACGGGCUGUGGGUGCUGGCCGCGCUGCUCGUCUUUUUCUCGGACGGAGCUUCGGACCUGUGGCUGGCGGUGGAUUACCUGCAGCGGCACCGGCUCAGCUGCUUCUGGCCCACGGUGCUCCUGGUGCUGCUGCCAUCCCUCCUCACCCAGAGCCUGAGCUUCAGCUGGGCGGUCACUGACCGAGGGUCCUCGCCCGGCGCCACCCGCCCCUGCUGCCGCCUGUGCGCCUGGCUCCUGCAGGGCUCCGUCCACCUGCUGCAGCUCGGACAGGUGUGGAGAUACCUGCGGGCACUGUAUCUGGGCCUGCAGAGCCGUUGGCAUUCGGAGCAACAGGGCCGCCAUUUCUACUGGCGCAUGAUGUUUGAGAGUGCAGAUAUCAGCAUGCUGCGCCUGCUAGAGACUUUUCUAAAGAGCGCCCCCCAGCUGGUUCUGCAGCUCUGCAUCAUGGUACAGCAAGGCAAUGUGGAGACUCUACAGGGUCUUUCUGCCACCGCUUCUCUCCUGUCUCUUGCCUGGAUGAUUGCCUCUUACCAAAAGGUUCUAAGGGAUUCCCGUGAUGAUAAGAUGCCAAUGUCCUACAAGGGGGCUGUUGUUCAGAUACUGUGGCAUCUCUUCACCAUUGCUGCCCGAGCUUUGGCAUUCUCGCUGUUUGCAUCUGUCUUCCACUUGUACUUUGGUAUUUUCAUUGUUACUCACUGGUGUCUCAUGACUUUUUGGAUUAUCCAAGGAGAGACUGACUUCUGCAUGUCUCGCUGGGAGGAGAUUAUCUACAACAUGGUGCUGGGAAUCAUCUAUAUCUUCUGCUGGUUCAAUGUUCGUGAGGGUCGGACCCGCUGUAGAAUGACCACCUAUUACGUUAUCGUGCUGUCUGAGAAUGCAGUCCUCACAGCUCUGUGGUAUUAUUAUCGGCCGGAUUAUAAUGUUAGCGACUUCUACGCUGUCCUUAUUGUUUGCUCCAUCCUCUGCAGCUUUGCCCUUGGUGUCUUCUUCAUGCUCCUAUAUUACAGUCUUCUGCAUCCCAAUGGUCCAAUGUUUGGUCCCUCAAGCAGUAGUUGUGUCUUCACAGAAAGUCCUGAGACGUCUAGGGUUCCAGAAUUAGCGGGUACAGAGAGCCUUCCUCGUACUCUGCCACGGACUACAGAGCAAGAUAGGGAAUUUGUGCCUGGUGACAGGGAUAGUUGUGUUCCUGUCUUCCAAGUCCGGUCUAGUGUCCCCCUAACCCCUGUGACACGUGGUCCCCGGGCACAGGGACCUGUUAUACGUAUAGAUCUUCCACGCAAGAAGUAUCCAGCCUGGGAUGCCCAUUUUAUAGACCGCCGCUUGCGAAAGACUAUUUUGGCCCUGGAAUAUUCUUCCCCUGCCACACCACGUGUCCAGUACCGAACUGUAGGGACCUCACAGGAAGUUGCUGAGUAUGAAACCACUGUAUGAUGCUCUUCUCAAGAAGUAGAGUGAGGGAGAGACUUGGGGAUCGCCUAAUGGUGAGAGGCUAUACAACGUUGUGAGUGAGGGUCGAGUUGAAUAGGGACACUGACAUGAGUACAGUGGCAGGAGAGAUGACUUUGAGAGGAGACAACUGGUGGCGUUCUCCUAUAAGGUAGGCUACACUCGUGAGAUGUUUCAUGCAGCACUGAAGGUUUGGGGCACACAGUGAGCAGAAGACACUCUGUGGGUAUGCAUGUUGUAAGAGACUCUCAAGAGCAGAGACAGGUAACCAAAGGUUCCCAACUUGUGUCGGACCUGACUUUGCCAUUCAGCAAUGUCUUAACUACAAUAGGUUGACUGGAAAGACAUUCUGAUUUUUUUCUGCCAACAGCAGAUGACCUAUCACAGGUUGCCUAAACACUUCCAGGGUCGGGAGUGUAUACCUGACAUAUAGAGGGUGAAAGUAGCCGCCCCAUCGGUACAUCCUGUCUAGAACAAGAGAGAAAGCGUUGCUUGGAUUGGGCAGGUGGGACCUCACAUGGUUCAGGAGGACUUGAUGCAAUAGGGAAAAACCUUGAUCCCAUAAGAGAGACCAUCCUGAGUGGGUGGAAUUGGUGCUACUAAAAGAUUAGGUGUUUGUGGAGAGCAGGUAACAAUUACUAUGAGUACAUGACUGCCUGUAUUGUAUAUAUUGGUGAUGGCGUGUAUGGUGGUGUUGAUAUAAUGGUGUAUUAGCCUAUGUAUUUUAAGCAGGGUUUUCUAAUUCUUCCAUAUGGAGAAUCUAACCUAUAUAUAGCUGCAAUGCAUAGGGCCCGGUGUAAUCCAUUGCUGUCAGCCUGUAGCAUUUCAGCUGUUGUGAAUCUACAACUUCCAUUACGCUGCGGUCAGACAUGGUCGAAGUUGUGGUUUUAUGUCAGAUGAAUGUCAGUUUAAUAUUCCAUAAACAGCAAUGCAGAUGGAGCACAUACAAUGGCAACACAUACCCCCUGUAGUCCCUAAUUUAUUCAUACCCUCACAGACCACACAUGGUGUAGCGGUUUAGCAUGCUGUAGUGUCAUAUAGUGGCACAUAGCACAGCAAAAUGAGAUGGCAAGGCUAGUUCUACAACUUCUUUUCUUCAGGUGUAGCUAUAGUGGGUACAGAGGUAGCAUAUGCAUCCAGGCCCCUCUGCCGCGUAAAAAGACACCAGCAUCAUAAUGGUAGGCGGGGGCCUUGUUACAGAUUUUGCAUUGGGGCCCAGAAACUUCACAUUAGACCUCUGCCCAGAGCAAUAUAUUUACUGAUUAAUAACCCUCGGACAAUAUAAACAGCUGACAUUAAAGGUGUUUUCUCAUUAACAAUACUCCGACCCCUGGAAGUCCCCUAGUCUUGACAAUGGGGGGUCCUGUGUUCACUCUAUUGAAUGGAGCAGUGAUUUCAUGUCCGCUACCACUCCUCUACUUUUAUCAGCUUUAUGGGACCGCUGCAGUGGCCUACGACAGAUCAGACACUAAUAAGUAUUGUUAUUGGGAAAAUCUCGUAAAAUGGAGUUGUGGCCCUCUGCAUAACAUGAAAGACCCCUUUACGCUGUCUCAACAGCUGGCAGAUCAUCGCUAACGAGCUCCUUUACUAACUCUCGUUAGUAACUAAUCAGCUGAUGUAAAAGUGCUGCCGAUUACCCGACGAACAUGCUCGUUCAUCGGGUAAUAAAAUUGUUUAUGCGGGCACUUAAAUCAUAGUUUGUGGGCGGCAGAUCGUGCCGUCCAAAAAGCCUCUGCUGCCAGCAAACAGUGAUUCUGCAUGGGGACGAGCA
Bufo bufo (common toad) is the source of this 3438-nucleotide messenger RNA. RefSeq names its product XK related 7 (gene XKR7). The coding region runs from base 162 to 1652 and encodes 496 amino acids. The record is from RefSeq and is a predicted model, not a curated record. The transcript is spliced from 3 exons. NCBI's taxonomy places the organism in Eukaryota, Metazoa, Chordata, Amphibia, Anura, Bufonidae. Gene Ontology annotation, biological process: phosphatidylserine exposure on apoptotic cell surface; engulfment of apoptotic cell; apoptotic process involved in development. Gene Ontology annotation, cellular component: plasma membrane.